UAGGUUAUUAUUUUUGAAGUUUGUUCUAUUCUUUUGCUUUCCAGAUACACACCACAUCCCAAUGCAUUGAAUUAUAGCCUAUCUGAUAUUCUCACAGCAUAAAGUCAUGUUCCCAUGUGAACAUUCAUGAAAUUUGUUGUAUCAAUCCAAGACAAAGGCCGUUCUAGGGGACCCAAUAACUUGCCUUGUGAUUUCAGCUCAUCUAGAUGCAGAGGCCACUAACUUCCCAUUUCAUCUAUAUAUAGGCAGGGCCUCCUCAUCUUAAUAACUGUCUUUAAGGCCUCUACUACCUUCAUGUCAAGUCAUUCUCCAUAGUUUUCCUCUUUCCGAUCUGCAUUUUUCAUCUGUUUUUCUCAAAUUUUCUCAAAUGGGUGGUGCUCAAAGGAUGAGUUUUGUGGCUCUUGUGUCCUGUCUGGUAUUCUUUGUUAGCUGUCAGCAGGCUGCAGGAAAUGGGUUUGUGACAACAAAAGGCACACAUUUUUUUGUCAAUGGGAAUCCUCUGUAUGUUAAUGGGUUUAACUCUUACUGGUUACUAACUCUAGCAUCAGAUCCAUCGCAGAGAAACAGAGUCACCUCUGUUUUUGAAGAGGCUUCAGGCCAUGGUCUGAAUUUGGCUAGGACAUGGGCCUUCAAUGAUGGCCAGUAUAAGGCAUUGCAAGUUUCUCCUGGUGUUUAUGAUGAGCAAGUCUUUCAGGCUCUGGACUUUGUGGUAUCUGAAGCCAAAAAUCAUAACAUCAGACUGAUUUUUAGCUUGGCUAACAACUAUGUUAACUUUGGAGGGAAGGCCCAGUAUGUAAAUUGGGCUCGUAAUGCAGGACAGUCUCUGAGCUCUGAAGAUGAUUUCUUUACCAAUCCAACUGUCAAGGGCUACUACAAGAACCAUGUCAAGGCUGUCUUGACUAGGGUGAAUACCAUUACAGGAGUAGCCUAUAAGGACGAACCCACUAUUUUUGCGUGGGAGCUCAUGAAUGAGCCCCGUUGUCAGAGUGAUACAUCUGGAAGAACUAUCCAGGCAUGGAUAGAAGAAAUGGCUGCCCAUGUCAAAUCUAUUGAUGGAAACCACCUUCUAGAGGCAGGUCUUGAAGGAUUCUAUGGUGACUUCAAAAAGCAGGUUAAUCCAAGCUUCUCUGUGGGAACAGAUUUUAUUGCUAACAAUCGAAUCAAAGAUCUUGAUUUUGCAACUGUUCACUCUUACCCAGAUAUUUGGCUGCAAGGAUCAGAUGAAGGAACUCAACUUUCUUUUCUGGAAAGCUGGAUUGAGAACCACUUGGACGAUGCAAACAAAAUAGUGAAAAAACCAGUGCUGUUUGCAGAGUUUGGCAAAUCCUCAAAAGAUCCAGGAUAUUCGGAGUGGCAGAGGAACAAUUUCUUUGACACAAUGUAUAAACACAUCUAUGCCUCAGCCAGCAGGGGAGGAGCAAGUGCUGGAGGCAUGUUUUGGCAGCUAUUGGCACCAGGCAUGAAUCAAUUUGGAGAUGGGUAUGAGAUUGUUUUGUCUGAGAAUCCAUCAACAGCAGCUGUCAUUGCUGCUCAGUCACAUAAGCUAAACAUGGUAACCCAUAUGUUCACCAAAAUAUAUGACCUUGAGAAGCUAAAGAGGGUAUAUGCACACAGGAGGACUAGAUGGCACAAAGACUCAAACAGAGGCUGAGUUUGAGAUUAGAGUUAGAUGUAUAUAUAUAUCUGUGAUCAUUCUAUGUUAGGUAGUGUAUUGCUGAAGUUUUUCCUUAAAAGCAAAGCUAGUUUUCUAGGCCCUGGACCCUCUCAUGAGAUGGCAGUAGUCAUCCGAGAGUAAGAUAUUGUCAUUCAGAUCAUUUUAGGGAUGAUGAUCCAGAGUCAUAUUUUCUGGUAGUAUUUCGUAAACAUUUUACAAUUCCCCCUGGGUAGGUAAUAUGUUUUUACCCCUUUGGGUUCAUGCGUUUUGAUAAUUGGGGAUUUGAGGCAAGAGCUGGGACGAAAGAGUCCUAAAUAUUGGAUCUUGGCCCCACUCCUCUAUUUGGUUUUUGAUUGAUGAUGUUUGAAUACAGAAUGUUGUAAGGCAAAACAUGUGGUGGCAAGAAUACAAGCUUUUAGGCCAUUGCAUGCCCCUGAUAAUAUGAUAAAGCACAUUUAUCUCUA
Molecule: messenger RNA, 2118 nt
Organism: Cryptomeria japonica (Japanese cedar)
Lineage: Eukaryota; Viridiplantae; Streptophyta; Pinopsida; Cupressales; Cupressaceae
Product: mannan endo-1,4-beta-mannosidase 7
Exons: 5
Coding region: 368-1651 (427 amino acids)
Molecular function (GO): hydrolase activity, hydrolyzing O-glycosyl compounds
Source: RefSeq, a predicted model, not a curated record